This is a messenger RNA of Pocillopora damicornis (cauliflower coral), 1080 nucleotides long. RefSeq lists its product as uncharacterized. The record is from RefSeq and is a predicted model, not a curated record. Gene Ontology annotation, biological process: G protein-coupled receptor signaling pathway. NCBI's taxonomy places the organism in Eukaryota, Metazoa, Cnidaria, Anthozoa, Scleractinia, Pocilloporidae. Gene Ontology annotation, cellular component: plasma membrane. Gene Ontology annotation, molecular function: G protein-coupled receptor activity.
AUGAAUUCUACGCAAUCAUUGCAAACCAGACUCGAUAUAGUCCAGCUUGUGGAAACUUAUCAUCAGCUGAGCAUCAUAUUGGGAAUCCUUUUAGCUCUUCUAUCCGUAAUAACCACUUUUGGAAAUGGUCUUCUUUUACUUGCGAUCUGGAGAGACCCCUUUAAAUCAUUUCGAACACCAACUACCUUUUUUAUCAUUGGUUUAGCAGCGGCCGAUUUUCUUACAGGACUGACAGCGUGUCCGAUGUACGCUUGGUAUUUCAUCUCUUCGUCCUUAGCUUACAAAAACCGUGAUUUCUUCUAUAUUUCAAAUCUUAAAAAGAUCGCUCAAAUCGGUCAGCAUAUCUCUAUGGUGACAAUGAACAGUUCUUUCAUCAUUUUGCUUCUUUUCACAUGGAGUCAAUUCACUGCUAUCAGCUUUCCGCACAAGCACCGAGCGUUUUUGACCAAGAAAAGAGUUCAAACAAGUGUGAUCUUAACAUGGGCAUAUUCUGGGAUGUUUUCGUUAUUCAGCAAGAUUAAUGCAUGGCAUAGAACGUUUUUAAAAAUCGAUCUCUAUUUCAACACUUCAGGCAGCCUCAUCCUUCUAACCGUUGCCUAUUUUUGCCUGUUCAGAGCAUUUAGGCAACAAAUGAGGCGUUUGCAUUCAUGGAGACCCACCAAUUCAACGCAUGGACAACAACGACGGGGUAGAGCCAGCCGAGAAAGACAAUUCAUUGUGGUCAAUCUGUUACUACUGACUUUCAUCAUCGCUUGCACCAUGCCAGUCACAGUUAUUUCCUAUUUGGCUCAACACUGGGUUAUAAAAACCCCAUCCGUUCAAAUGGUAAAAUUAAGAAUUGCAAUUUUAUUUGCCAAUGCUAUUCUCUUUCUUAAGUUUGCGAUCGAUCCGCUGGUUUACGCGUGGCGGCUAUCGCAAUAUCGAAGAGCGCUGAAAUCCAUUCUUUUCUGUAGUCGACAGAGAACAGAAGUGGAUGAAUUUCUAUCAUAUUCCAUUAACAAUCGAACUGCAAUUUCCAUCCGGAGACUGGAGUUAAACAAGGAAGAAACAAAUGCAAGAAACGGAAAUUGGCCGGCAUAA